AUGCGAAGCGGACGAAUGACUUUUUCGUGCGUGAACAGGUACGAGCUUCCAGAGCAACACGAGCCGCUAGUCGUGCUCCUCCCGGAGGAGGGUGCCCCGUGGAAUCGUUUGACAAACGAGGGUCUCGCGGAGGAGAUCACGGGGCGCAGGGCCGAGGGGGCCACCGCGACUCUCGUGUUCGACCAGAAGAUGCUAACGACGGCGAGGGAGAGCGGGCUCUUGUUUGAGGAGGGGGAGGAGGGGGGGGAGUCGUGGUCGGAGAAAGCAGCAGUGCUUGCGUCGAGGCCGUCGUCGCAAUCGGCGCCCUCGACCCUGUUCACCCCGUCCCCUUUCCUGACAAGAGCGGCGGCGGUGAUCGAGCCCCACUUGAGGCACGGGUGGCUCCCGCUUACCUGCAUCGAUAUCGGCUGCGGAGCGGGGAGGGAUGCCGUCUGGUUGGCCAAGAGGGGCUGGCGGGUGACGGCGAUGGACUGCUGGAACCAGGCGCUGCAGAAGGCGGCUCAGCUAGCGCGAAGGAACGGCGUCUCAGAAAGUGUCGAAGUUUUGCGAGGGAAGGUGAAGCACACGGGCGAGAUACAUGUGUCGGUGCGGGCCGAGGAAGCUCACGAUACAGCGGCGGCGGCGGCGGCAGCGGCGAAGGAGGAAGCGGUUGAUGGGGGGGGCGGGGGGGGGGGCGGAGACGGAGCGGCGGGUGGUGCUGGUCCGGAGGGAGGAGAGAUGAUAAUCCGCCCUUCGACACCCGCGUCGGAGUAUGGCACGUACGCGCUCGUGGUGGCGAUACGGUUCUUGGAACGCAGCGCUUUCGACACCCUGGUCAGGCUGGUGGACCCCCGCGGCGGUUACGUUCUUCUCUCGACGUUUAUUGAGGAGGAGAGAGAGACGCCGCGAGUAUUAGGCGGUGCCGUCGGUGGUGGUGGCCCCGGGGGUGGUCUACGUAACGGGGAGCGAUCUCCCAGCUUGCCUAGCAACCGCGAGGGGAGGGGAGGGCUUGCCUUCUCGGACAGAAGGGAUGGCGGGGGGGAGGCAACAACGGGGAACCCCGCAGCAGAGGCGGAGGAGCGUCUGCUCAAGAGCGCUCUCCCGUCGGAAAGUCGCGACGCUCCCGCCGGCGGCGGCAGUUCAGUACAGCCGGGCGUGGAGGGGGUGGGGAAAGAAGAACGCACCCCUGUUGGCAAGGCGAGGAAGAAGAACAAGCCGGGGUCCGCGGCUGCGGCCCUAGAGGCCGCCGCCGCCGCCGCCACCCUGGCGCGGUGGCCGCACUCGUCUCCGAGGGACUACAAGAAGAUCCUCAGGAGGGGGGAGCUGGCGAGGUAUUUCGGGGACCGGCAUGGGUUCGAGGUGCUGGAGGAUAGCGUUGAGCGCCUACCCGACGGGAGGCCCGUGGCGUGCUUUUUGGCUCGGAGGAUGCCGCUUGUGGUGAGCUCUCCGAGCAACGCCUCCUCGAACGCCAACCCCUGGACGCCGCAGCGGCCACCGCGGCAGCAGCUCCGGCGGCGGGGGUCGUGGUUGGCCCCGAGCUCGCCGGCCACCGACGGGGACGAAAAGGACGAGGAGGAGGAGGAGGAGGAUGGCGGCGAUGAUGGUGGUGACCGGGUCGCGAGCGGGCGUUCCGCGAUGUGGGGCGGGUAUUCCGGAGUCGGUUCCGCGUCAAGACGGGACUUCACCCAGACUCGGGCCGCUUCUAUUCGACGGCGCAGCAGCAGAGCGGCGGCGUCGGGAGCCAUCCCCGACAUCGUACAUGUUUUGAAGCGGGUGGGGUGAAGGGUAAAAAAACUGUUUUUCAUCCUUGAUAUUUUGUCGGUUUUAUUUUAUUGAGUGAACCUUUUUUAGGGUAAGUUAACCGGCGACACAAGGGAAUCGACCGACCGCGGCAAGUGAGUCGCAAAGAAACCUUUACGGACACGCUGAGAUCGG
Molecule: messenger RNA, 1914 nt
Organism: Ectocarpus siliculosus
Lineage: Eukaryota; Phaeophyceae; Ectocarpales; Ectocarpaceae
Source: the annotation of a GenBank genome assembly